Laetiporus sulphureus 93-53 is the source of this 891-nucleotide messenger RNA. RefSeq lists its product as uncharacterized. Bases 130 to 648 code for a protein of 172 amino acids. The transcript is spliced from 4 exons. NCBI's taxonomy places the organism in Eukaryota, Fungi, Basidiomycota, Agaricomycetes, Polyporales, Laetiporaceae. The record is from RefSeq and is a predicted model, not a curated record.
UCGGAGGUAUACGGCGUCUUCUUCCAUCAAGGCAAUGUCCGCAGAUGUAUUCUUAGCAGGCUAUGCAUUGUACACAGCCUCACCUUUCUACAGCUCGAGAGAGCCUCGGGAUACUCAGAGACUCAUACUAUGAUGCAGGAAUCUCUCCCUGAGGUAGCUCUAGCAGAGAAGUUGGGUUCAGUGCAGGCAUUCAAGGGAUCAUGUUCGUACCUCGUCACUCUUUAUGAUCUUUCCGUGUCUCGCUGUGAUACUUUGGUGAUGGGAGAUCAGGAUGACAUUGAUUGCUACAAUGAAUUGCAAAAGUGGUGUCUUGACGUUAUCCAAUGCUUAGAGCAAUUGUCUACGCUUGAUACAAUAAGCCUUCUUACACAAUGGCAGGUCAUUCGAGCAGCUUUAGAAGAGUUGUAUGAUACCUGUCCGAUCCUAGCUUGCCCUACGAAAUUUCACAGCGAGCAUGUUCAUUCCAGCCUGAGCUCCCCGUUCCAACCUGGAGUCGAAGAGACUCUAGAUGUUAUCCAGAUUGCUCUUUCCUCUCGAGAUAGCGUUCAUGCUCUGCUACGUUUAGAUAGGUCUGAUACAAGAGCAGUCGUCAACCUUCUCGAUCAGGUCAGCACUAUCAUGCUUACCACUGAUCACAUAACGUUCUAGUCAUGUACUCUGCUGUAGGCUCUAGAGUUCCUUGAAUGGCCCAGUCGCCUGCAUAGUACUGCUUCAAAUCUGUUGCGCAAGCUCUGCAUUCAAAGCGGAUCGCUUCCGGACUCGCUGGAGAUCUCUGAAGAGAACAUCACAAGACAUCAUGACCAUGCUAUCGAUGGAGGUGGAUUUGCAGAUAUCUGGCUAGGCACGUAUGGUCGCAUCACAGUGGCACUCAAAGUGUUCCGUGUCUUCAGC